This is a messenger RNA of Prunus armeniaca (apricot), 696 nucleotides long. The record is from the annotation of a GenBank genome assembly. NCBI's taxonomy places the organism in Eukaryota, Viridiplantae, Streptophyta, Magnoliopsida, Rosales, Rosaceae.
AUGGAGGAGAUGACAUGCCCUGUUACGGGAUGCAUGAUUUGGAGUCCUAUCAUUAAGAAUGAGAAGUUUUCCAGAUACCUUUCAGAUUUUAGGGAGUUGAAUUUGUUAGGAAAAGGUGCAUUCGGUUGCGCCUACAAAUGCCAGCACAAGAUUGAUCAAAACUUCUAUGCCAUCAAAAUGGUCCCAAUCGGUGGUCUAAACAAAAUGAGCUUUGAGACAGUCAUUAAGGAAGUUCAUGCGAUGUGCAAGCUUGAACAUUCCAAUGUUGUCCGCUAUUACACGUCAUGGGUAGAGCCACCUACUUUUGGAAUUUCCGAAGAGAGCUCAUCACAACAGCCUGAUGUUCCCCAUUUGUACAUACAAAUGGAACUCUGUGAGAGAUCCAUAGAAGAUUUGUUGCGUGAAGAUGGAAAAUUGGAUAAGAAGACGUACUGGAAAAUUGUCAUGGGUAUCAUGCAAGGCUUGGAAUAUCUCCAUGGAAAAGGAUUCAUCCAUGGUGAUUUAUUGCCUUGCAACGUGUUCCUCCUGCAUAACGGAGAAGCAAAACUAGGCGACUUUGGACUUGCUAAAAGCUUUGAUGCUGAGCAUGAGAUGAAGGACCUGAAAGCUGCUAAAGAUAUAACAGUGGAGAUGUUGAGAGCAAUAGAUCCGAACUUGAAGAAUGACUUGAACAAAACAGUCAAAAAGAUUUUUUAG